Mesitornis unicolor (brown roatelo) is the source of this 1127-nucleotide messenger RNA. It is a transcript of the gene SECISBP2, whose product is annotated as SECIS binding protein 2. The annotation marks the transcript as partial. The record is from RefSeq and is a predicted model, not a curated record. NCBI's taxonomy places the organism in Eukaryota, Metazoa, Chordata, Aves, Mesitornithiformes, Mesitornithidae. Gene Ontology annotation, cellular component: ribonucleoprotein complex. The transcript has 7 exons. Gene Ontology annotation, molecular function: mRNA 3'-UTR binding; selenocysteine insertion sequence binding; ribonucleoprotein complex binding. Gene Ontology annotation, biological process: selenocysteine incorporation.
UUGGUGGUGCCAUACCGUUGCUUUCUAAGGAACCUGCGACAGCCACAAAAGGUCACCGGUUAAACCAAGGGAAGAUGCCACAUAACCCUUUGGAUUCCAGCGCUCCCUUGGUAAAGAAAGGGAAACAGAGAGAAGUGCCUAAAGCAAAGAGACCGACACCUCUUAAAAAGAUUAUUCUGAAAGAAAGAGAACAACGAAAACAGCAACGCCUGUUAGAACAGAGAGCAGUACCAGAAAAUGAAGAUAAUAUUUGUCAGUCUGCAGAAAAUAUUACUGAAGAUGAAACACUUCUACAGGAUAGUCAAGCAGCUGUUCCCGUAACACAAGUUGCUGAAGGGUUUCUGGAGAACAUGGGGAUCAAGGAAUCUACAGAAAGUUCUAUAACUUCAAAGCAGCUAACCUCCAGUCUUCCAAAAAUCCAUAGUAGGAAUUUUAGAGAUUAUUGCAGUCAGGUACUUAGUAAAGAAGUUGACAGUUGUGUGACGGAUCUCUUAAAAGAACUGGUUCGUUUCCAAGAUCGCUUGUAUCAGAAAGACCCAGUAAAGGCCAAGAUAAAACGCAGGCUUGUUAUGGGUCUUAGAGAAGUUUUGAAACAUCUGAAGCUGAAAAAACUGAAGUGUGUAAUCAUCUCUCCUGACUGCGAAAAGAUUCAAUCAAAGGGUGGGUUGGACGAGACUCUACACAACAUCAUCGACUGUGCCUGUGAACAGAAUAUUCCAUUUGUUUUUGCUCUUAAUCGGAAGGCCUUAGGCCGCUGUGUGAACAAAGCAGUGCCUGUCAGUGUAGUGGGAAUUUUUAGCUAUGAUGGGGCUCAGGACCAUUUUCAUAGGAUGGUACAACUGACAGCAGAGGCCAGGAAGGCCUACAAAGAUAUGAUAGCAGCUUUAGAGGAAGCAGCUGAAGUUGGACUAAGAGAAACCCAACCCAGCAUCCUAACCACUGAAUGUGAAAAAAAUGGCUUAUCAGAAACUGGUAAAACAUCUUCCAAGGACUGUGAUGAAGAUGUACCAAAUUACAUUAAAAUUUGGAAGAGAAAACUUGAAGAAGAGUAUAACCCAUAUGCUCUGGAACUGGAAAAGAGUGCAGCUGCUGACAUGGUGAUAGUGAAUUUGGAAGAGGAUCAGUAA